GGCCUCGGGGGCCAUGGCCCAGGACUCUAGAGGUGCCGAGCCGGACAGCUUCCUCCCAUCCAUCAGAUCCGCCCCGAUCUCUGCGCUGAAGGACCAGGCGGCCUUGCGGGCUCUGACGGCGAAGACCGACGGCUGGGAGCCCACCGGCGUGAGCCCUGAGGUGCAGCAAGCCCAGGAGGAGUGGGAGGCACUGGACAGCCUCCAGGCCGCAGCAGGGGGUUCAGGAGCCUGUCCGGGCCAGCCCAGCCUGCCCAUCUCCUUCACCGAGGCCCUGCAGCACUUCCAGAUGGCUGAUCUCUCUGCCUGCAGGGAACGGAUCCGGCCCACAGCACGCAGGAGGGGGCUGGCCGCCCUCUGCCAUUGCCUCUUCGGGCCACCCCAACUGCACCACCAGCUCCAGGAGGAGCGCAACUUGGUCCUGGCCAUCGCUCAGUGCGGCCUGGAUAAUGGCGACCCCGUACACGGCCGAGUGCUCCGGACCAUCUACAGGAAGCUGACUGGCUCCAGGUUUGACUGUGCCCUCUUGGGAGCCCACUGGGAAGAGCUGGGCUUUCAGGGAGCAGAUCCCGGCACAGACCUGCGAGGGGCCGGCUUCCUUGCCCUCCUGCACCUGCUCUACCUCGUGAUGGACUCGCAGACCCUGCUGCUGGCCCGCCAGAUCUUCCGGCUUUCCCAGCACCAAGUCCAGCACUUUCCCUUCUGUGUGAUGUCAGUGAACAUCACCCGCAUCGUGAUCCAGGCACUGCGAGAGGAGUGUCUCUCCAGGGAGUGUAACCGGCAGCACCAGGUGAUCACUGUGGUGAACAGCCUCUACGCCGCCACCUUCCUCCGCUUGGCCCAGGUCUGGUGGACGCAGCAGAAAACCAUCUCCGACUCUGGCUUUGUGCUUAAAGACCUGGAGACUCUGGCCAAAAGGAACCCAAAACAGCUCCUCCGGGGCCUGGAGGCCUACUUGACCGAAGGUCCGAAAGGGUUCACUGCUGCGGGAGCGUCAGGUGGACAUCCCCGUGGGUCCCUGCCCAAGGAGCUCCACUUCACAGGCGUGUGCGACCUUCCCCUGGAUGUGGCUGAGGGAAAUGGGUUCAGCUGAGCCACGGGCAGGGCCCGCUGCAGAGACGUCUCAGCCGGUUCUGCGGGGAGCCCGGAUGGGGGUGGGGGCCCCCAAGGAUCCCAAAGGGCUGGACUCCUUCUGCCCUGCAGCUGGGGGCUCCCACCGGGCCAAGCCUUCUGGGCAGAAGGUGGGAGGGGCCGGCCCAGGCCAGUGAAACAGGGCCAGGCCCCUUCCUGCUCAGAGACAACCCCGUUGCCCAAGAGCCCCAGCCCAGAGGGUGCCCAGCCGGCUCCUGCUGUCCGGCCCAGCCAGGUCCGGCAGAGAGAGCCGUGGGGUUCCUGGGGCCGAGCGCACCGGUUUCAGGUGGUAGAGGCUCUGAGUCCUCACAUGCUCCUGACUCUAAAUCCCAGAAACUUCCAUCCUGCCCGGGGCAGCCGCUUCCCCUCUUCCUUUCUGGAGGCACAGCCUGGCUGAGUGGUUCCACCCAGGCCUGAGCCCACAGCCGAGAGCCCUCAUCCCCACCUCGUGUCUGGGAGACAGCCCACAAACGGGCUCCUACCCCAGCUCUGGCCCCCGUGCAGGGUUGGUAAAUUGUCCUGCUGAGGCCUGGGGUGGGCAACUCUAGA
This is a messenger RNA of Tachyglossus aculeatus (Australian echidna), 1677 nucleotides long. It is a transcript of the gene ELMOD3, whose product is annotated as ELMO domain containing 3. The transcript has 10 exons. The record is from RefSeq and is a predicted model, not a curated record. Lineage: Eukaryota; Metazoa; Chordata; Mammalia; Monotremata; Tachyglossidae. Bases 14 to 1090 code for a protein of 358 amino acids.